GCUUAAUCUAUCGGCGUAAGCAGCGUAGCUCUCAUAAAACAAUAACAUUGAGAACCAGUCAUUUCAACCACAUUGCUUUGGCUUUGCCAUGGCCAAGAUAUUGCCCACCGAUGGCAUCUGGAUACCGGAGUCGUGCAGCUUUCCGGAGGAUGUGAUGAUCGAUAUGAUGGAGGGACUAUUCCGCGAUGUGCCAAACCUAACGCACAAGGAGUACCUGGCGCUGGCCGACCUGCAAUCUAGAUGGAUGGCGAAGCUGGCCAACCGACAGCCGGAAUCGAAUCCCCUGCCGCCAAAGCCAAAGAAGCGUAAGAAAAUCGCUCCAAAGAAGCAGGACCAGCCUGUCGAGGAGAAGGGCAGCGAAGUCGACAUCUACGAUGUGGACGACAACGAGAUGGUCAACAAUCGCAUCUACAUUCCGCGACUGCGUUCCGCUUGGAGAGCUCGCUAUUUCAACAUUAUGAUGCGCGCCUUUGUCAUCAAACGGGGACUAUUGAAUAAGCACAUUAACUGGCAGAUUCUCGACAAGAUCAUGGCAGCCCCCGACGCAGAGGGACAAGCCGAGCUUCAGGCGUUUGUUGACAAAGUGGUCGCAGGCCAGGAAAUGUAGUCCUUACAGCCUCCUAGGAUAAGCACCCAAACACAUAGAUAUGUAAAUUCAAAAUAUCAAUUGUUUACUCAAAUUAAAAAUAACAAUUGUAUAAUCAAAUCAACCUUUGUAAAAUCAUACCAAUUGAACAUAAGCAUAGGUGUGAAGCAAAACCAGAGCCAAUAAACCAUACGAAUGCCAUCGUCUUCUGUGGGCCAAAUCAAC
Messenger RNA from Drosophila melanogaster (fruit fly), 811 nucleotides. It is a transcript of the gene moon, whose product is annotated as moonshiner. The transcript has a single exon. Gene Ontology annotation, cellular component: nucleus. The coding region runs from base 89 to 607 and encodes 172 amino acids. The record is from RefSeq and is marked reviewed. Lineage: Eukaryota; Metazoa; Arthropoda; Insecta; Diptera; Drosophilidae.